AUGGUAGGCAAAGUCAGCGAGAGGGUUCUCCUUCGGGAGGGCCUGGAGAGAACCGACAAUGGAAUGAAGCAGACCAGCUGGCCAGACGUCACACCGAUCAAUCAGAAGAACUACUACACGGAUUAUAUGAAGCGCGAUGAUCAGAUUCUCGCUUUGCGACUUCAAGGCGACGCCACCCGCGACAGGAUCGUUCAAGCUGCUAAGGACAGAGAUCGUGCUCUUGCGCAAAGUGGGCGCGCCGAGGUCCCUCUCGUUAUACCCGAACUUCAGCCUGACGAAGCACCUGCCGAUGCCAAUGCCGGCCUCGAUCCUUCCAAAGUUAUCGUCAUUCACCCUGGCAGUCAAAACCUCCGAAUUGGGUUCGCCAGCGACGCACUUCCAAAGUCCAUCCCCAUGACACUUGCGACAAAGUUCCCUCAGACCGAGGCGGAAAUGCACGAAGCGCUCCCCCGGCGCCAAUUCGAAGCAAAGACACAAGACCAACAAUACGGCGAGGAGUGGUCAAAGAAGUACACCAAAAUGUGCAGCGAUCUCAAGUUGGAGAUGCGCGCAAACAAGCGCAAAGUUCUACCCAACUCCAAGGAACUUGUCUUGAACUAUAACCGCCGGACUGAGCCCGAAAUUAUUCAAACACACAACGACCCUUUACAAAUCGACUGGACCGAUGUCAACAAUCUCGACGACCCCAAAUCAUCCGCGUCUUGUUUCAUCGGGCAUCAAGCGCAAAGAGUGCCAGACGAUUCUCAACCUAAAUUCAAGCUCUGGUGGCCCAUUCAGCAUGGAUACAUGAACGAGGAUGAGUACCUGAACGCUGAACACAUGUUUGACGAUCUAGAAACCCUCCUCGACAAGGCAAUCAGGCAGGAGCUUGGCCUGACCAAGAACAGCACCUGGAGACAGUACAGCUGCGUCUUCGUCAUCCCAGAUCUCUACGACAAGAAGUACGUGGAGCAGGUGCUUCGAUCUUGCAUGACAUGGUUCGAGUUCAACCGGGUAUGUUUCAUUCAGGAAGGCAUGGCUGCUACGUUCGGUGCAGGCUACACUCAGGCCUGCGUCGUUGAUGUGGGAGCGCAAAAGACAUCGAUCACCUGCGUUGAAGAUGGCCUUUGCGUUGAAGACUCUCGCAUCAACUUGAAGUACGGCGGUUACGAUGUGACGGAGACUUUUGUCAAGAUGCUCCUCUACGACAACUUCCCCUAUCAAGACAUCAAUCUUAGGAGGCGACAUGACUUUCUCCUGGCUGAGGAGCUCAAGAUGAAGCACUGCACGAUGGCGCAAGCGGACAUCUCUGUCCAGUUAUAUCAGUUCCAUCUGCGAGCUCCAAACCAACCGACCCACAAGUACCAAUUCAAGACGUAUGACGAGGUCAUUCUGGCUCCCAUGGGCUUCUAUGAUCCGGCCAUCUUCGACAAUAGCACCAAGAUAAGAGGCCGGAGGAAGUUGCUUGACCGAUCAUACAAUGCAUACGACGUGGAUAUCCCCGACGAUCCGACAUCAGCAGCCCAGUUUGGAAUCUUGGCUCUCGUCAAGCCAUCAUUAAAUUCCGCGCCUACCAAUGGCUUUACCCAAUCGCAGAACGAUGUAUCGACGCCGGUCAAGGAAAGACUACAGCCGUUUGACUUCUUGAAGCGGGGCGAGAACGGCAUCAACGGCACUCCAUCUGGGUCCAAUGCUCCAUCGCCAGCGCCGGAGGGUGUCAGCACGCCUGUGCCAGCUCCUUUCGUGUUCGGCGGAAGCAAGGAGGGCGUUAACGGAGGAAGCCCCGCCCCCCCUGUGAGGAAUGGCGGUACGCCGGGCCCGAACGGCACAGCUGUUCCACAGCCGCCCCCGGGCAUGUUCGUUGACGCCUCUGCGCGCAGCGCCAAGGCCAUAGCAGUUGAACGCGACGGCGUUCUGCCCACUGCACCGUUGGAUCUUGCUAUUCUGACCAGCAUUUACAACGCAGCCAAGGGUGACGACAAGAAGCUGCGUGAUUACCUGGGCAGUAUCAUGGUCAUUGGAGGUGGUUCGAAGACGCCCCAAUUCACAGUUGUGCUAGAGGAGAAGCUCAAGGCACGGCGACCUGAUCUCUUCGAUCGCAUUUUGGUCAGUCGAAGUGCCAGGGAUAUGGACGAGCAGGUUGUGACCUGGAAGGGAGCUAGCGUUUUCGCCAAACUCCCGGCCAACGACUCUUGGGUCACGCCGUUCGAAUUCGAACGACUGGGGGCUCGCGUGCUGCACCACAAGGUGCUCUGGUCAUGGUAG
This is a messenger RNA of Colletotrichum abscissum, 2244 nucleotides long. RefSeq lists its product as uncharacterized. Gene Ontology annotation, biological process: regulation of DNA-templated transcription; double-strand break repair. The record is from RefSeq and is a predicted model, not a curated record. Gene Ontology annotation, cellular component: Ino80 complex. The coding region runs from base 1 to 2244 and encodes 747 amino acids. The transcript has 3 exons. Lineage: Eukaryota; Fungi; Ascomycota; Sordariomycetes; Glomerellales; Glomerellaceae.